Thunnus maccoyii (southern bluefin tuna) is the source of this 5413-nucleotide messenger RNA. RefSeq names its product titin-like. Lineage: Eukaryota; Metazoa; Chordata; Actinopteri; Scombriformes; Scombridae. The record is from RefSeq and is a predicted model, not a curated record. The coding region runs from base 108 to 5375 and encodes 1755 amino acids. The transcript has 7 exons.
AGGACCCGCGUGCUGCCAAUAGGAACUAUCUGCGGAGGAGAGGAGAUUUCGGCGUUUUCGGCACACUGCUGAGGAAAUCUUCCCGUGUGCAGUGUUUCUUUGUUCUAAUGGCGUGUAGAGAGAGCGGGGGUUCCAAGAUUUUACUAUGUUUAGGACUUUUUGUGGUCGCUAGUUCGUUUUGCUGUUGCACAAAAUUGACAAGGCUUAAGACAGUUAAAUGGAGAGAAAACUCGACACUUAGUCAAAGUCAAGACAUUGAUCUACACCAUGGAAGACUCUUAAUUGGGCAAGAUCCUCUGCGACAUGCUAAACUCAAAGGAACCAAAGCCACAAAGAACUACAUGGAUGUAAAUUCAGGUUACCAAGCAGACAUGGGCUGGGAGAUGUCCAGGCAACCUAAAGGACAGGGUGAUGGCUCUUCAAAGGCUGAUAACUCUGCAGUGGAACGGCUGCUGAAAAUGGAACCAAAGGUUGAAUGUACAGGAGACUCCAUGAAACUUAAAGUCCAAGAUGCUGCUUCCACUUCUGGAUCUCUGUUUCUUGUAGACAGGGGAAGUCACCUGUCUCCCUUGCCUCUGUCCAAGUUGCCAUCAAGCUGUGGUUACACCAUCGGAUCAACACGGAGAGAUAUGGUCUUAGUUGCACCUUAUGAUGGUUGCUUUGUCACACUUGAGGAAGACAGUUAUGUACUCCCAUUGCGUUGGUGCGGAUUACCAGUGAGGAUGUCAUGCCCUUUGAUGAGACAGUCUUCGCCUAACCCUCCAAUGGUUACCUGCCAUGCAGAGGGCAUGGUUGUGAAAAUGGAAUGGGCCACAUCUGUAGAUAAGAUUAAAGUAAAAUUGUAUGGCAGCUGGGAGCCACUGAUGAGGGAAUCGCCCAGAUGUGGCUUCAGUGUAGUUGUCCAUCCUGAAGGUGUGGUCAUCUCGGUUCGCUAUGCACCCUGUGUGGAGAAAAAGGAUGGAAUGUACACCAUUGAACUGGCUGGAGAUGGAGAAACCAAGAUUUCCUGCCCAGCAUUGUCACCAGCUCAACCUGGACCCACAAAAAGCCCAAUAAAGGGCCCACAACAGCAAACUGAAAUACCAGGCAAAGGGGUGUAUCCCUCUAACCAAUCACAUAACUUGCCUUCAACUCGUGCUCCUGAUCAAACCCUGAAAAAUCCGGUGCAAACUGUAGUUCCCCAGGUCCCAGGCAUUCCUCAGAAUCCAGAGGUUCCUAACCAGAAACAAAAUCAGGGGCCAAAAGAUGUUGUUCAGCCUCAGUUACCUUACUUUUACCCCAAUUUCUUUUACCCCCAGCCUGCAAAUCCAGAAAAUAGACCCACUGUACAGCCAAACCCCACUCCUGUAACAAAGAAAAAGGAGUCACAACAAACAAUCCCUGCAAAGCUGCCGGUGACUCCUGAGGGACAAGUGCCCCAAUUAAUUUCUUUACCGUUUUACCCCUGGCCAGCCAAGCCUGAGGUGCCUGUUAAAGAAACUCCUGUGCUGCCUCGAGCCACCCAACCACCUAAUAGCCAAGUGGAACAACCUUUUUACCCUUAUCCAUUCUACGUUAUGCCAAACCCUGAUGUUGCUCCUGCACACAGGACUGAACUGAAACCUACACCUACAUCUCCUCCAGUUACCCAAACUACUCAAGGCCAAAGAAAGCAACCUUUCUACCCUUUACCAUUUUAUCCUCAACCUGCUAAGCCUGACAAUCCCCCAACACAGCCACCAGUAACUAAGCAUUUCCUCCCAUAUCCGUCUAACCCCCCAUCUGGGCCUACCCAGAAACCUGUAGAACCACCUGCAAGCCAGUCUGAAGCCCCUCAGGGUCAAGUGCACCAGACAUCGUACCCCUAUCCCCUCUACCCUGUGCCAGUGCCUGAAAAUCAACCUGCUACAAAGCCCACUACUGCUCCAGAGCCUCCAAAACCACCACAGCCUGAAGACCCUCAGGGUCAAGUGCACCAGCCAUUGUACCCCUAUCCCUUCUACCCUGUGCCAGUGCCUGAAAAUCAACCAGCUACAAAGCCCACUGCUGCUCCAGAGCCUCCAAAACCACCACAGCCUGAAGCCCCUCAGGGUCAAGUGCACCAGACAUCGUACCCCUAUCCCUUCUACCCUGUGCCAGUGCCUGAAAAUCAACCAGCUUCAAAGCCCACUGCUGCUCCAGAGCCUCCAAAACCACCACAGCCUGAAGCCCCUCAGGGUCAAGUGCACCAGCCAUUGUACCCCUAUCCCUUCUACCCUGUGCCAGUGCCUGAAAAUCAACCAGCUACAAAGCCCACUGCUGCUCCAGAGCCUCCAAAACCACCACAGCCUGAAGCCCCUCAGGGUCAAGUGCACCAGCCAUUGUACCCCUAUCCCUUCUACCCUGUGCCAGUGCCUGAAAAUCAACCAGCUACAAAGCCUGCUGCUGCUCCAGAGCCUCCAAAACCACCACAGCCUGAAGCCCCUCAGGGUCAAGUGCACCAGACAUCGUACCCCUAUCCCUUCUACCCUGUGCCAGUGCCUGAAAAUCAACCAGCUUCAAAGCCCACUGCUGCUCCAGAGCCUCCAAAACCACCACAGCCUGAAGCCCCUCAGGGUCAAGUGCACCAGCCAUUGUACCCCUAUCCCUUCUACCCUGUGCCAGUGCCUGAAAAUCAACCAGCUACAAAGCCUGCUGCUGCUCCAGAGCCUCCAAAACCACCACAGCCUGAAGCCCCUCAGGGUCAAGUGCACCAGACAUCGUACCCCUAUCCCUUCUACCCUGUGCCAGUGCCUGAAAAUCAACCAGCUUCAAAGCCCACUGCUGCUCCAGAGCCUCCAAAACCACCACAGCCUGAAGCCCCUCAGGGUCAAGUGCACCAGCCAUUGUACCCCUAUCCCUUCUACCCUGUGCCAGUGCCUGAAAAUCAACCAGCUACAAAGCCCACUGCUGCUCCAGAGCCUCCAAAACCACCACAGCCUGAAGCCCCUCAGGGUCAAGUGCACCAGACAUCGUACCCCUAUCCCUUCUACCCUGUGCCAGAGCCUGAAAAUCAACCAGCUACAAAGCCCACUGCUGCUCCAGAGCCUCCAAAACCACCACAGCCUGAAGCCCCUCAGGGUCAAGUGCACCAGACAUCUUACCCCUAUCCCUUCUACCCUGUGCCAGUGCCUGAAAAUCAACCAGCUACAAAGCCCACUGCUGCUCCAGAGCCUCCAAAACCACCACAGCCUGAAGCCCCUCAGGGUCAAGUGCACCAGACAUCGUACCCCUAUCCCUUCUACCCUGUGCCAGUGCCUGAAAAUCAACCAGCUUCAAAGCCCACUGCUGCUCCAGAGCCUCCAAAACCACCACAGCCUGAAGCCCCUCAGGGUCAAGUGCACCAGCCAUUGUACCCCUAUCCCUUCUACCCUGUGCCAGUGCCUGAAAAUCAACCAGCUACAAAGCCCACUGCUGCUCCAGAGCCUCCAAAACCACCACAGCCUGAAGCCCCUCAGGGUCAAGUGCACCAGACAUCGUACCCCUAUCCCUUCUACCCUGUGCCAGAGCCUGAAAAUCAACCAGCUACAAAGCCCACUGCUGCUCCAGAGCCUCCAAAACCACCACAGCCUGAAGCCCCUCAGGGUCAAGUGCACCAGCCAUCGUACCCCUAUCCCUUCUACCCUGUGCCAGUGCCUGAAAAUCAACCAGCUACAAAGCCUACUGCUGCUCCAGAGCCUCCAAAACCACCACAGCCUGAAGUCCCUCAGGGUCAAGUGCACCAGCCAUUGUACCCCUAUCCAUUCUACCCUGUGCCAGUGCCUGAAAAUCAACUAGCUUCAAAGCCCACCUCUUUUACAGAGUCCCCAGCAACUGAAACUCCUAAAGGACAGCCUGUAACAUUACCCCCAACUUCCUCUGCCCAGCAACCACAAUGGAUCACUCCAGCCAGUGAUCAAAAAACCCCGGAGUCCACCAUUCAACAACCUAGUAAUGUUAUAGUCCCACAAGGUCCUCAACCGGGCACUCCAAAUAUGCCACCGGUUUAUUGCCCCCAGGUUUGCCCAUCUGGAUUUUCUAAUUGUUGUCCACAAAUUGCUUUUCAUCAACAUCUCCAUCAUAUUGUCCCUGCUGGACUUGGCAGUAAAGAUACACCUCCAAUAUAUACAGGACUUCCAUUCCUUUCUCCAAUGUCAUAUUAUGUAUUUGGCAAUGGCUUAAGUUCUGCUCCUCUUCCUCAAAAACCAAAUGGAGAAACACAAAUUGAAGCUGAGAUCACCUCUGCACCUAUUUCACCUCAGUCCCUUCCAUCUGAAAAUAGAAAGCAGCCCCAUCUCCAGCCACCAGAUGGCAACCCUGCUGCACUACCUGGGAGUAAUCCAACCAAGCCAACACAUCCUGCACUACCAAUUUACCCUUAUUUUGUACCCAAUUCUGAUUGGCGAUAUCUACCACAAAAUGGUGACUGGCAAAAUUUACCACAAAGCCAAUCACAAACUCUCUCUAAUGUGCCCUCUACACCUCAGACUUCAGUUAAUGACCCGGUAAAUCCAGUGGUGCAAUAUGAAUUAUAUAAUGUACAGCCUCCAAAGCAGCAAAAUGGCCAACUGUCAUCUUAUGUUGCCCAAUAUCUACAACGGCAAUAUACAAAGAAUCAAAAUAAACCUACAGUCAAGGAAGUGCAGCCAUCUAACAAAAAACCCAGUGAAUCUAAAUCACCAGCACAUCAUAAGGCUCAAAGUGAACUUGAUCCUCGUUUGUUCCCUUACUACAUGCUUCAAGAUGCUCAAGCACCUACUCAUAACAAGUCAUUGUUCCCUAACAACUCUUUACAACCACCGCCAUCAGUGAGUGGCUCAAAGAAUUCUUCUAAACAUGAACAGACUGUGCACUCCUAUUCUGAGCCAAAGAGUUAUGUUCUCCUACAGCAUGGUCCACCAGGUAGAGAGCCUAAUGGUUUUGCUAAAUCUCCGCAGCCUUUUAGGGAUCUGGUUCGUGACACAAAUGUCCUAGCACAAAACUUUGCAACGCAUCACAAUAGUGAAGCCCAACAUCCUCAGGGUUUAAGCCUACAACAAGGGAAACCCCAAAACCUUAAAUGGUUGGACAAAGGAAUGACUAAUCCCUUACCUGGUAAUGUCAACUACAUGCCAAGGCCUGGUGAUAGAUCAGGUUUGCCAUUUUUCACAGCUUUGGAUGGAGUUCAUUCAGUGCCUUUGCCUCAGGACCUCUCUUUCAGUGCAACACAAAAAAAACCUAAAUUCCUAGACUCUUUCAAAGACUCCUGGAAGCCCAUUGCACCCCUAGGCUCCAGCCGCAGGACUCCACCACAUGUUCCUAGAAAGGCAUUUCAACAAUGGAGCUCUGCAGCUGACCACCAGGUAAAUGGGCUGAACCAACCCAUCCAGAGAGAAGGUGGAAAUCAGAAGCAGAAAUGAGUUGCCUUCAAUAUGAAUAAACAGUUUAGACUACCUGA